This is a messenger RNA of Triticum turgidum subsp. durum (durum wheat), 483 nucleotides long. Lineage: Eukaryota; Viridiplantae; Streptophyta; Magnoliopsida; Poales; Poaceae. The record is from the annotation of a GenBank genome assembly.
AUGAGCCAAGUGGUUACUAGAAUGAGAGGGACACCUGGAUACUUAGCUCCUGAAUGGUUGACAUCACAAAUCACAGAGAAGGCUGACGUUUAUAGCUUUGGCAUUGUGGUCAUGGAAAUCAUCAGUGGAAGAAAGAACCUCGACACUUCCCGGUCUGAAGAGAGCAUCCAUCUUAUUACUCUACUGGAAGAAAAGGUGAAGAACGGUUACUUGGUAGACUUGAUUGACAAGAGCAGUAACGACAUGCAAGCACAUGAGCAAGACAUAAUUCAGAUGAUGAAGCUCGCCAUGUGGUGUUUGCAGAUUGACUUCCAAAGAAGGCCUAAAAUGUCAGAGGUAGUCAAAGUCUUGGAAGGUAGCAUGGAUGCUAAGAGCAAUAUAGAUCAUAACUUUGUUGCAACAAAUGAAGCAAAUUUCUAUAUUGCUGGAAAUGUGAAAUCCUCUGCUCCACCUGUAGCCUCAGAUCUAUCAGGUCCCAGGUGA